AUGACUAUCGGGAUUUUUGGCACGUGGGACCAUCAGUUCAAUGCCACUGAGCAAGCACUCACAGAUAAGAUCAAGAACAACCCUUGCUAUCCAUUCACUAUAGUGAAGGACGUGUUUGUUCUUGAAUACCUGCAUGAAAACAUCUGGAAAGGUUCACUGCUACUGAUCGCUUCCACCAUUGGAACUGCCUGUUACAUGAACAUGGAGUUUGGGGACCAUCACAAGUAUACUGGGUUCCUGGUGUUCAGCAUGUGUCUCUCUCUGUGGCUGGUCUGUUCCGGGGCCUUUCGCCGGCGCCUGGUGAUCGAUCACAAGAAGAAGGAGUACCGCUACUACAUCCACACACACCUACGCCACAGGGGCCCCUUGCACCAGAUCUACAUACGCAUGAUAGCGCAGAAGAGUGGUGAGGUCCUACUGUUGGAGUGCCAGGGCAGGAGGAUAGCGACAAAACUCAACCUCAAUUACUUUGACUACCAGGACACUUCUAAACGCCACCUUGUCAUCCACAGGCCCAAAAUCAUCCUGUCUGCUAACAAUGAUCGCAACAAUCCACCUGUCUGAGGAUGAGGAAGUUCCUCUGUGAUCAAUCACGUGGUGCUGUCAGUGUCCCUGCCAUGUAGACUUUACCCUAUCCUUAUUCCAUAAACAGACCAAAUGUAAAUAUUGUGUUUCUAACUGUAAUCAAAUGUCUCUGUGUCUUUUUCAUGAUAGUUUUCUGAAAUAUCUCUUGAAAUCAUUGAUUUGGUCUUCAUCCUUUAACACCAACACAGUU
This is a messenger RNA of Oncorhynchus mykiss (rainbow trout), 775 nucleotides long. Lineage: Eukaryota; Metazoa; Chordata; Actinopteri; Salmoniformes; Salmonidae. The record is from RefSeq and is a predicted model, not a curated record.